AUGAUACUCGUACAAAAUCGCGAAUUCGAAUUAAUUAAAUGCCGCGCACUAUUGGAUACAUGCGCCACGGCUAAUUUCGUGUCUGAAAGUUUCGCAAAACAUUUAAAUCUUCCCAUAACCGCGUGCAUGCUACCGGUCGGCGCAAUCAAUUCAACGAACACAACAUCCAAGGACGUCGUUAGAAUCACCAUCCAAUCAAUAUAUAGCGAAUUCAGUAAGGACUUAACAUGUUUAUUAAUUCCAACAAUAUCAGAUUUAAUUCCAUCGGAAAACUUCCCUCGAGGAACUCUUAAAAUACCGCCCAACGUAUCAUUAGCCGAUCCAGAGUUUCACGCGCCACGUCCCGUGGAUAUAUUAAUCGGUGCUGGGCCGACAUUAUCUUUGUUUUCGAUAGGCCAAAUUAAUCUAUCACGAGACGGUCACGAUCUAUAUUUACAAAAAACACGUCUGGGAUGGAUAGUCGCAGGCGGGAAUGCUUCACAAAGUCGUCUUAAAACCACCGCAUGCUCAUUAACUAACUUAGAUCAACAAAUUGCAAAAUUUUGGACGAUCGAGGAAAUAACAAAUAACAUCCCGAAAUCAGUUGAGGAGAGUGAAUGUGAAACACAUUUCACAGACAAUGUUACUCGUUGCAAUAACGGACGAUAUAUAGUACGAUUACCAUUUCGCAAAGGUGAUAGACAACUCGGUGAGUCGCGUGCUGUUGCCCUUAAACGUUUACAGUCUCUCGAGCGUAAACUAGAUUCCGAUCCAAAACUAAAGACGUCUUAUUCUCAAACAAUGCAAGAAUAUUUAUACAUGAAACACAUGUCUCCGAUUGAUGAGCCCCUUGACGACGGGUUUUAUAUGCCACACCACGCAGUAGUCAAAUCUUCGAGCAACACGACCAAGGUUCGCGUAGUAUUCGAUGCGUCAGCAAAAACAAACAACGGUUUAUCUCUAAAUGAUAUAUUGACAGUAGGACCUACCAUACAAGACUCGUUAUUUGCACAUCUACUUCGUUUUCGUAUGCAUAAAUAUGUGCUGUCCGCGGAUAUAGAAAAAAUGUAUCGGCAAGUAAUACUUCACCAGGACGAUCGAACAUAUCAACGUAUACUUUGGCGUCAGGACGGUCAAAUCAAAACCUUCCAACUUAACACACUUACAUUUGGCGUAUCUUCAUCACCUUAUCUCGCGAUACGCACAAUUCAUAAGCUUGCCGAUGACGAACGCGACGCAUAUCCUAACGCCGCUGAAGUUCUUAAAACACAUCUAUACGUGGAUGAUUUAUUAACCGGUGCAGAAACGAUUGAUAAAGCUCGUUCAUUACGCGACGAGAUAAUCACGCUGUUAUCUCGAGACGGUUUUAACAUCCGGCAAUGGGCCUCGAACGAGAAACGCGUUAUCGAGGAUUUAAAACCCGACGCCGUGAAUUCCGAUCUCAUUUUCGACAAACCUAAUACUUUAAGAACGUUAGGUAUAUUGUGGUGCCCGCGCGAGGACAUGCUACGUUACUCAGUCCGUUCUAUCAAUCAUACCAAACGGAUCACGAAGCGACUCGUCAUCUCAGAAAUUGCCAAGAUAUUCGACCCUUUAGGCAUCAUAGGGCCGGUCAUACUGUAUGCAAAAAAACUAAUGCAGGAUUUAUGGCGAUGCAAAUUACACUGGGACGAAUCUAUCCUCCCUAGCAUACACUCUGCAUGGAACGAAUUCGCGACACAAUUAGACUCUAUUAAGGAAUUAUCUAUCGAUCGCCAGAUACUAAUCCCUGGCCAUAUUGACAUUCAGGUUCACGGAUUUUGUGACGCGAGCAAUAUAGGCUACGGUGCCUGUAUAUACGUCCGCUCAAACGAUAAAUAUAACAACACGCGUUGUCAUCUGUUAUGCGCCAAGUCACGGGUUGCGCCACUAAAAACUGUAACAAUACCACGUCUCGAAUUAUGCGGUGCGCUUCUAUUAACAAAAUUAUAUGAAGAAAUUCGCGGUGCGGUAAAAUUGUCUUUUAACAAGGUAAUCAUAUGGGGCGAUUCGACCAUAGUACUUCAUUGGUUGAAAACUUCUCAUCUCUUAAAACCUUAUGUUUCGCAUCGAGUCGCGCAAGAAAUAACACACCCACAAUUUUGGCGACAUGUCAGGUCAAAGGAUAAUCCCGCCGACGCGUCGUGGCUAACGAAUGUCGAAAGCGAGUGGCCUAAUAAUAUCGUAGAAUUAAACGAAAUACCGGAACUCAGAAAAAAUGUUUGUCUGACAACAAAUGUCGUUGAUCUUAGUAUUUUUCAAAGAUAUUCGUCAUAUUCGAGAAUGUUGCGAGUCACGGCGUGGUGCUUACGUUUUCGGCCAAAGAAUACUUAUCGGGGACAAUUAUGUAUAAAUGAACUAGAUGAAGCAGAAAUCCGAAUAAUAAAAAUUAUUCAAACUUGUAGUUUCUCGCGUGAAUUGAAAGAACUCUCUAAUGGAAAGUCGAUGAGCAAAGGCAAUAUCGCUGCUUUGAAUCCAUUCAUCGAUGAAAACGGCUUGAUACGUGUCGGUGGACGUCUGAAAGGAUCGAAGUUGACAUAUACACAGAAACAUUCAAUUUUAAUCCCGAGUCGCCAUUACAUGACUGAUCUCAUUAUUAGAGAGAUACACGAAAAAUAUUACCAUACCGGCAUUCAAACUACCCUAUAUACAAUUCGGCGAAAAUUUUGGCUGCUCGAUGGGUGA
Messenger RNA from Trachymyrmex cornetzi, 2682 nucleotides. RefSeq lists its product as uncharacterized. The transcript has a single exon. Lineage: Eukaryota; Metazoa; Arthropoda; Insecta; Hymenoptera; Formicidae. The coding region runs from base 1 to 2682 and encodes 893 amino acids. The record is from RefSeq and is a predicted model, not a curated record.